Messenger RNA from Pterocles gutturalis (yellow-throated sandgrouse), 976 nucleotides. It is a transcript of the gene SOCS2, whose product is annotated as suppressor of cytokine signaling 2. Lineage: Eukaryota; Metazoa; Chordata; Aves; Pterocliformes; Pteroclidae. Gene Ontology annotation, biological process: phosphatidylinositol phosphate biosynthetic process; intracellular signal transduction. Gene Ontology annotation, cellular component: phosphatidylinositol 3-kinase complex. The annotation marks the transcript as partial. The record is from RefSeq and is a predicted model, not a curated record. Gene Ontology annotation, molecular function: 1-phosphatidylinositol-3-kinase regulator activity. The transcript is spliced from 2 exons.
ACAAAGCUCAUUUCAGCAACAGCCUACCAAGAGUUACCAAAAGCGGGCUUUUUGCGGGCUGCCAGCGUGUGCCGUGCGGAAGCAGCGCUCGCCCCGGCGUGUGCGCAGCGCGAAGCCGCGGGGAGCGUCUCUGCUACCUUACGACCCGUGGCGUCCGCGGCUUCGGCCUAAGCCCCGCAGGACGCUGUAGGAAGUUUCAAAUAAAAAUUUACAACGCCUGCAGGACUCUAGCUUUCAAACAACAAAGGAAAUGGGUUAUUACAAGUAUAUCAGCCAAAGAGCAGCCUUUUAAACAAACAAACAGGAAUAAACAAAACCCUUCUUUCUCUCCUUUUUUAACAGGAUGGUACUGGGGCAACAUGACUGUUGCUGAAGCCAAAGAGAGAUUACAGGAUGCCCCUGAAGGGACCUUCUUGGUUAGGGAUAGUUCACAUUCAGAGUAUCUACUGACUAUUUCAGUAAAAACAUCAGCGGGACCGACCAACCUACGUAUAGAAUAUCAAGAUGGCAAGUUUAGACUGGACUCUAUCACUUGUGUCAGAUCUAGACUUAAACAGUUCAACAGUGUUGUGCAUUUGAUUGAGUACUAUGUUCUUAUGUGCAAGGACAGAACCGAAACACCUUCAAAUGGAACAGUUCAUCUUUAUCUGAACAAACCUCUCUAUACGUCUGCUCCAUCUCUGCAACACCGAUGCAGAAUAACUAUAAACAAAUGUACAAAUCAGAUCUGGGAGCUGCCAUUACCAACAAGACUAAAAGAGUACUUGAAAGAGUACCAAUACCAGGUAUAACUAUCUUUUCUAAAUGCCUCUAAUGUGGAGUAACUUUUAAAUGCAAUUCUUAAAAUCAGCCAAAGAACUGAGUAACCAGUUGUACAACUCAGCAUGGAAUUCACUAUCAAAACAGUUACAGUUCUGGGGGAAAGGUUUUUAUUUCAGAUGCCACAAAGGGAGACUUUAUGUAGAAUAAUCCCAGC